CGUUUGUGGAGAGGAGAGGAAGAAGAGAAGCGGGCAGGGCAAAAAAGAGGAUUUUUUAUUAUUUUUAUUAUUAUUAUUCUUUCCGAAAAAUUGUCUGUCAGCUUUUGAUUUGCUCAUUCCCCUUAAUUCGCUCGUCGUCUGUCAAGCCUUCGGUUCAAAAAUCAAACCCCCUUCUCUCUCUCUCUCUUCUUUCUCUCUCCUCCCUUCUCUCUCUCUAUUUUCUUGCUUUGCUUCUCUGGGGGUGUGUGUGAGAGUAGGAGUGUGGUGGGUCUGUUCGGUUUCUCUCUCUCGGUCUGGGGCUUAUCGUACGCACGCUAUGGCGCACGUUAGCCAGCUCCCCUGCGACGGUGACGGCAUUUGCAUGGUCUGCAAGGAGAACCCCUCCGCCGAGGAGACCCUCACCUGCAAGACCUGCGCCACCCCAUGGCACGUCGGGUGCCUCGCCGCCUCCUCCCGCCCCCCCACCAUGGCGGACGCUGCCAGUUGGGAGUGCCCCGACUGCAACUGUGUCGACCCUGUCCCCGUCUCCGCCGCCCCCGGCGGCUCCUCCGACCUCUUGGCGGCGAUCCGUGCGAUCGAGGCCGACUCCUCGCUCUCCGAGCAGGAGAAGGCCCGGCGGCGCCAGGAGCUCCUUUGUGGUGGCGCGGGCCCGUCCAGCUCCGGCUUCGACCCGAAGAGGACCGUCAACGAUGUGCUCGACAUCAUUGACGGGAGCUUGAACUGCUCCUUCUGUAUGCAGUUGCCUGAGCGUCCCGUAACGACUCCAUGUGGCCACAACUUCUGUCUGCGAUGCUUCCAGAAAUGGGUCGGGCAGGGGAAGCGGACCUGCGCGAAUUGCAGGAACGAGAUUCCAGCCAAGAUGGCUUCUCAGCCAAGGAUCAACUCAGCCCUUGUAAUGGCCAUCAGGAUGGCUAAGAUGGCAAAGUCCAACAAUGCUGGCUCGGCUCAUGGGAGGCCUCAGCAUUUUAUCCACAACCAGAACCGACCUGACAAGGCCUUCACCACUGAGAGGGCUAAGAGGGCAGGGAAGGCUAAUGCCUGCAGUGGGAAGAUCUUUGUCACUGCCCCGCCUGACCACUUCGGACCUAUAACUGCUGAGUACGACCCGGAGAGGAACCAGGGGGUCCUUGUUGGGGAGACUUGGGAGGAUAGGAUGGAAUGCAGGCAGUGGGGAGCUCAUCUUCCCCACGUUGCCGGGAUUGCUGGGCAGUCGUCUUAUGGGGCACAGUCUGUGUGCCUCUCAGGAGGGUAUCAGGAUGAUGAGGAUCACGGGGAGUGGUUCCUCUACACUGGCAGUGGCGGAAGGGACCUAACUGGCAAUAGGCGAACAAACUCAGAGCAAUCUUCUGAGCAGAAGUUUGAAAAGCUGAAUGAAGCUCUUCGUGUCAGUUGCAAGAAAGGGUAUCCUGUUCGAGUGGUCAGGUCACACAAGGAGAAGCGCUCUUCCUAUGCUGCUGAAGCUGGGGUUCGAUAUGAUGGGGUAUAUAGGAUUGAGAAAUGCUGGCGUAAAGUUGGAGUCCAAGGCUUUAUGGUGUGCAGAUAUCUCUUUGUCCGCUGCGAUAAUGACCCAGCUCCAUGGGCAAGUGAUGAACAUGGAGAUCGGCCUAGGCCUAUGCCUGUUGUUAAGGAGCUGAAUAAUGCAAUUGAUAUCACUGAGAGGAAAGGAUCUCCUGCUUGGGACUAUGAUGAAGAGAAGGCCUGCUGGAUGUGGAAGAAACCCCCGCCUAUCAGUAAGAAGAAGACUUCUACUGGAGUUGAUAGUUCAGCAACUGGGAAGGUUAAACGCCGACCAAGAAAUAUGUCAAUUAAGGACAGAUUGCUGAAAGAAUUUAGCUGUCAAAUCUGUAGGAAGGUGAUGAGUUUUCCAAUCACUACCCCUUGUGCUCACAAUUUCUGCAAGGCUUGUUUGGAGGGUGCCUUUGCAGGUAAAAGUAUCAUGAGACAGAGGGGUCGUGAGGGAAGGUCCCUGCGGACGCAGAAGAACAUCAUGAAAUGCCCCGCUUGUACUAUUGACAUUGCUGACUUCCUUCAAAAUCCUCAAGUCAAUAGAGAAUUAAUGGACGUGAUAGAGACCCUCCAACGCAAAUGUGAGGAGGAAGAAAACUCAGAGUCGGAAGAGGAAGGUGAAAGAGCUACAGAGAAUCCUGGAGCCGCACCCGAGGAUGCUGAUGAUGAUAGCACGGAGGAGAUUGAGAACCCUGAGAAGGCUGAGAACAAAAAGACGGAGGACACUGGUGCUGAGACCAAUUUAAAGUCCAACCAGAAGGGCAGGAGUUGUGAUGACAUCAAGGCCGCUGCUGUGGUGGAUGCCGGGGUGGCUGCAAACCGUGGGAAGAGGGUCAAAGUGGCAGCUGCUGCGAUGUGAUUGAGAAUCCUUGAUUUCGAGCUGGCGCCGAGUAGCUGAGGGAGGACAUCUUUUGUUUCCUGUUUCCUUGUUGCAUGGUAGAUUUUUGGUUCUUGUAGAACUACAGCUUCUAGGUCUUUUGGGGAGUCCUAGAGAUAGGGACUCACAGAAUAUGCCCAGUUGCAGAGUUGAUAUAUCGUCAUUCUGCUCUUUGCAUAUUUUGCUGCUUAGUCGAUAGUUUAUUAGUCAUCAUGCUGCAUAGUAGCGGACCACAGGUAAAUCUCUUUGCAUUUAUAGGGUAAUCGGGUUUACCUUAUUUUGUGAAGGAUUUGCACUAGGAAGACAUCAUUGCUUCUCAGAAAAGAGAGCUAAUACAAUCCUUUUGUUGUGUUCUCUGGCA
Messenger RNA from Punica granatum (pomegranate), 2744 nucleotides. The record is from RefSeq and is a predicted model, not a curated record. Lineage: Eukaryota; Viridiplantae; Streptophyta; Magnoliopsida; Myrtales; Lythraceae.